AUGUCAAUAACAAAAUAAGAAUCAAUUGCGACAUUCUAUUCACCUAAAUUUGAAUAAUAGUGUUACCUUUGCCAACAUGGAUUACAUGGCGCAGAACAAUAGGCUCAUUCGAGUGGAAUCAUUGUAGGAGAACCAUAAGUUGUCUACUCAACCCCUGAGGUUAUAGUUUCUCAAACUGUAGGACAACCAAUACCAGUAAAAAGAGGAUUCACUUAAAACAACCAAAACAACAUUUAAAACACUACUCAAUAGAUUGAAAUUUUACAACCAAACCAAAUGCAAUAUAAUUCACAACUCAUUUAAACUCAACAAAUUUAACACAACCAACUUAAGCCCAUUGAGUAUAACAACAGAAUAACAUAAUAAAUACCUAUAGAGCAAAAAGUCAUUGAUAAAGCAACAAUUAAUAAAUCACAAUAAAUUUCGACUUUUUAUUCCGGAAAAUAUGAAGAGUAAUGCUAUCUCUGUUAACAUGGUUUGCAUGGCAAAGAAGUAGUGACCACACAAAAUAAUGUUGUUUAUUAAGCACCAGAGGUAGUCAUGUCCUAAACUGUUGGCUAACCCUUGACUGCAAGAAAUACCACAACUGUACAAAACUUUUCUUAAAUCAUUAAUACUCCUCCUAGAAAUGAGUACUUAUAUUCUCAAUAGAUUCAACAAUCACCAAUUUAAAAUAUUCAAUUAAGUGUGCCAUAAGCCUAAUAAAUAAUAUCUAACACUACUUAACAAUUAUAAUAGUCUCCUGUACAAAAUUUAUAAAUCAGUGCUCAGUAACCACAAAUCAUUCCUUAAGUGUCAUAAUAAAAUUAUGUUUUCCAAUAGAUACCCCAAGUGUAAAAUUACCAAGUGAUUACAAGCCCUUAAUAAAUUGUAUAGGAGUCUGUAACAACUAUUCAAGAAUAGUAAUUAAGCCCAUAAGAAUAAGUUGAAAACUAUUGGAGAUACAAAGUGUAUGAACUUCAAGAGAGAGUCUAUGAAUUAAUGAAUUAGAUAAGCCUUCAAAAAUAAGGAAGCCUUUAACAUCAACGAACUGGGUCUUAAGUUAAGAAAAGCACAGAAGAUUCAUUCAAAGUUGAAUAAGCUAAAUAAGAGAUUUUGUAAUUAGAAAACUAACUCAAAAUCAAACAAAAAUCAAGUAUAGAUAUAAGAAAUAAACUUAAUUUGAUGAUCUACAGAUAAGACCCCACUGACGAAGCCACUAAAUAUAAAGAAUAAGAACUGUAAUAAUUAAGACAAAAAUAUAAUACUUUGAACUUUAAACAUUAGAGUAAUAUGGAAGACAUUGCCAUGACUUAAGCCAUUAUAGAAGCCAUCAAAAGUGGAAAGGGGUAUAAAUUGGUUUCUGUGAGGGAAUAACAAUAAACAUCAUCGUAUAAUUAAUCGUAAUAGUACCAAGGGUAACAAUAAUAUAAUUAAGUAAAAUGA
This is a messenger RNA of Paramecium tetraurelia, 1425 nucleotides long. RefSeq lists its product as uncharacterized. The transcript has 4 exons. NCBI's taxonomy places the organism in Eukaryota, Ciliophora, Oligohymenophorea, Peniculida, Parameciidae. The record is from RefSeq and is a predicted model, not a curated record.